GAACCCGUAUCAGUUAGGUUUAUUGUGCGCCUGACGUCAUCACGUCAGGUCUGUUUUCAGAUCUUGAUUUUCCCUCGCGACUGCAACUGACUUUUCUCCGGGCCAGUUACAUUUGGUUUUGGAAAUAAGAUUUUUCCUUAAGUUGUUGGUGGUGGACAUAAUUCCGGGCUAGAACUACGUUACCUAAGAAGGGUGUCGUCGUCCCUCAUUGGUCCAUGUUGGCGCGGUUAUGCCCCUUGGUGGGCCGUCUUGUAGGUGGCGAGAUGGAGAUCAAUCUCACUAUGGAAUGAACUGCCCAAAAUACACGAUGUCUGACUAACAUGGCACAUGCAAGACUGAGAGUCAUUUUGGGGCAGCACAACAUUGAGAAACUGAGUCUCCAAAAUGGAAUACCAGAUUCACUUGAGGACCUUCUGAGCUUGGAUUUGGGGACAAUCAAGGUGAUCCACCAGCAAACAAAUCUACUUUCGAUCACUGCCACUGAGAACACUGACACCUCAUCUCAUUCACAUGAGUCUGAUGAUAGUGUUUCUUUGGCAUCAAGCGACACAUUAAUCCUCUCGUCCCGAGUCUGUGUCAUGUCAAACACAACAGUGGCCAGAGGAAUUUACAGUUCCACAAUUUUCAUAAGACACAGAGCUGCAGCUAGCAAAGGGGAAUUCCGAUUGCCAUGUGAGCCAAAAAAUGUUGACUGUCAGGACCCGAAUGAAAUCUGAUAUCUUGAAUAGAUUAGCAGAAUACAUUUACAGAUACAAAUGCAUAGAUACAAGGCCCACCCAGAAGAUGAACAUUUAUGUGCAGUUGCAGAGGCCUUUAUCAAAAAGCACCCUUGCUUGAGAGAACCAGGCUCAUUCAAUGGCUGCUACGGUUGGAAGCAACGACUAAAAUCUAAGAUGGGAAACUACAGGACUCCGCUCAAAGUGCAGGGGUGUCCAGAGCUGUCUUUUAACUCCGUAAAAUAUAAAGCUUCUGCAGAUUGUUUCCCUGCUAGAAAAGUAAAAAAGCCAAAAAGAGCUGAAGCAAACUUUUAUCCAUCCUUCCCUACUGGUGAGACGGUGGAAAGCCUUGAAAAAGAAAGACUUGAACUUCUGACAGAGAUCACCAUAAGAAACAACAAAAUGCUUUGCACGCUUGCCUACAGACGACAGGAGGUGGUAAACCAAGAACCCAGCAUUAAGGACUUCAAGGACAGAUGGCCUGCACUGUUCCAACAGAAAGAGAUCAAUGCAGAGUUUCAGAGGAUUACUGCUGUUCCUCUUGAGGAGAAGUUCAUGGCCCAGUUAGACAUGCACUCAAGCCAGUUGAUUAGAGUCAUCUGCACCAAUGGAGGAGCAACACGCCAAAAGACUGCUGACAUCAUAAAUACUUUGGACCAGAACUCAAGAGCAGAUGCUGUGAGGGAGCUGGAGCAGCUCACCAUGGCGGUGUUUGUCAUCAGGAAGGAGGGGGAAGGACUUCAGGAGCCACCUGAUGACAUUGGAAUAGUCAUUGAGGGCGUUGCGUUGUUGCACGGGCUGACUUCAGUUGCUUCUGCUUGUGCCCUUCUUCUGGGUUUGAUAUAUGCACUCAACCUUGCUUAUUCGAAAACCCUUCAUUUCACUUUUAAAGUGCUCCAGAAAAUCAUCAUGCAACUUGAUCAGCACAAGAUGUCCCCCAAAGUCCAAAAUCUGUAUGGCAGACUUGAAAGCUUACAGUAAGGACAGACUGUUGGAUUCCUCCCCUCGCCAAAAUAUGGCCUAGUGCCAUAUUGUGGAAGAACAAUAGUGUUUAUAUGUGAUGUGUAAAAAUGCUGGCCCUUUGUAUGCUGUGUUAAUGGUUAGAUGCCAUUAUUGUAGCAAAAGUGUGUGUGUGUGUGUGUGUGUGUGUGUGUGUGUGUGUGUGUGUGUGUGUGUGUGUGUGUAGAGAUGUGUAACUAUCUUAAUAUGCGUGUCUACAAACAUAUUUGUACUGAGAUAUGUAUAUGUGUAGAGUAAUCUGCAAUUGCAUACUAUCGAUUUAAAAUACAAGAAUUAAAGCAUAUCCUAAAACACGCAUAACUCGUUAAAACACACAUCUGCAGCGCCAGAAGUGUAGCAAGAGUCACGUGUAUACAGUGGCUGGCCGUGCAUUUCACACCUAGGCCUUCAGUGAUGUCCUACAA
This is a messenger RNA of Cottoperca gobio, 2140 nucleotides long. RefSeq lists its product as uncharacterized. The record is from RefSeq and is a predicted model, not a curated record. Bases 756 to 1697 code for a protein of 313 amino acids. The transcript is spliced from 8 exons. Lineage: Eukaryota; Metazoa; Chordata; Actinopteri; Perciformes; Bovichtidae.